AUGUUCGUGACAAAUAGCAGUCCGGUUUCUAUUUCAGCUAUUGAUGAACAGAGCAGCAGAGUGUUUCUACGGCCCGACGUUGAGACAGUAGCCCGUCAUCUUGCCGCUCUCGGGUUUCUGGACCCGUACCGGAAACCCAACAAGCGCGUACCUGGUAACAGACAGUUUUCAAGUCGUUCCGGGUUCGGGUAUGAAGAGUAUCGGGCCCCAAUAGUUGUUACCAAUACGUAUUUACUAGGCAACGCUUGGAAUAAGCCCGUUCGGCUUAUUGAGCCCCAGGUGGUUGAUGUGUUUGAUCAAGAUCUGUUAGUGAGACGCGGGGCGUUGCGGCAGAGUGUGGGUUCGGCCCAGUUUUUUCCUUAUCGGGUUAACGGGUCGGGUCCAAGUUGUGCGGGUACCGGUGUGUUUUUGCCGCGGGUGAGCAACAAUGAACUCAGAAGGAAACCUGCAAAGAUGACCCUUGUUGAGGAGCAGCAGAAGCAACCAGUGAGCAGCAAGAUGACAGCUAAAAAGCAACAAACGCAACUAAUGAAGCCAUUAAUUCAAGUCCAACCCCCAACGGAGCUUGCUCUUCCACAAGAAUGGACCUACUAAAUUCUUCGCCAUCUAUACGUCUAGAAUAAUAAAUAGAGGUAGGGUUGCAUUUUAAAUAGAGAAAAUUUAAGCGGCAGUCCAAGGAAGAAGAAGAAGAUAACACCAACAUGGGGGCAAAAGAAGCGACCAGAGGAGUUUCCUUCUUGUCUUUUUGUUAUCCAGUUCCUUCUCCGUGUCUUGUCCUGAACUGAUCUUGUCUUACCUUACCUUACUUUGGGGCUACGCUUUGUGGGACUUGCUGUGUACUGAUAAAUUGAUAUAAAUUGAAUAAAUGAAAGGGCUUUUCUUUGAAA
This is a messenger RNA of Asparagus officinalis (garden asparagus), 887 nucleotides long. RefSeq lists its product as uncharacterized. Bases 1 to 594 code for a protein of 197 amino acids. The transcript is spliced from 4 exons. Lineage: Eukaryota; Viridiplantae; Streptophyta; Magnoliopsida; Asparagales; Asparagaceae. The record is from RefSeq and is a predicted model, not a curated record.